This is a messenger RNA of Oryza brachyantha (malo sina), 700 nucleotides long. Its product is annotated as putative glycine-rich cell wall structural protein 1. NCBI's taxonomy places the organism in Eukaryota, Viridiplantae, Streptophyta, Magnoliopsida, Poales, Poaceae. The transcript has a single exon. The record is from RefSeq and is a predicted model, not a curated record. Bases 1 to 576 code for a protein of 191 amino acids.
AUGGCUGGCACUAAGCUAGUAGCGCUUGGCUUCGUUGUUCUCUUGAGCAUGGGAUUAGCCAAUGCUGCAAGGGUUGCUAGGUACUCAAGCUCUGAUGGAGCUGGAACUGGUGAGGGAGGGGGUGGUGGGUAUGACAGCGGUAGCGGCUCGGGGUCUGGGAGUGGUAAUGGGUCUGGUCAUAGUGAUAGUAAUGGUGCCUAUGCAAGUGCCGGAGGAAGUGGCGGCGGUGGUGGUUCUAGCCAAGAUGGUGGAUCGGGAUAUGGUUCUGGAACUGGCUCAGGUUCCGGCUCUAGCCAAUAUAGCAAUGGGGAACAAUCUGGUUAUGGUGGAAGUUCUAGCGCUGAUGGGAGUGGUGGUGGCGGUGGGGGAGGUCAGGCUGGAGGGUAUAAUGGUUCCACUGGCAAUGGAUAUGGUAGUGGCACUGGCUCUGGAUAUAGCUAUGCUAAUAAUAACGAGUAUGGGUCAAACGCAGGUGCAGGCGCCAAUGGUAUUGGUGGUGGCAAUGGUAGUGGUGAGAAUGGUGGGAGUGGUGGUGGUGGAGGAAAUGGGUCUGGCGAUGGUAGUGCGACUCCGUGAUUUUCAUAAUUCAAACAAUGCAAAUUUGGAGCCCAACUAAUAGUGUUGGUUGUUGAAUUCGUAUUUACUCCUAUUUCUACUUCGUGUCUUCAUUAUGUAGCUGCAAAUAAAGGGCUCUACUGUU